UCCCGGGAAUGCCGCUGGGACGGUCACGGUGACAACGGGACACCAUGGCCUUGCGCGGCUGCAGCGUCCUGCGCGCCGCCGCCAGAGCCUCCCAUCUCCUCGUGCACUCCAGCUCUCCAUAUGCUCCCGCCGUUGCUCUCGUCCAAGCCGUGGAUCCUCAUUUCAGCUGGAUCAGCUGCAUCGGACACUCCAYGGCCCCGCAGCCGGGCGCCGUCCUCGCCCGCUCGGGCUCUCGCGUCGCGCGCACCUUUCACACRGCCGCUCACCGGCAGCUGCAGGAAAAACCUCCGCCCGGCCCAAACGCUGCGAAACGGAGCCCYGAGCCUCCCAAAACUCCAGCAAAACACGGCGUGGAGGCCGCUGCGGGGAAACGGUCGUUACGCCAAAAAAUUGUGGAUGAGCUGAGGCAUUACUCCAACGGAUUCCACUUGCUUUGGAUCGACACUAAGGUUGCGGCCAGGAUGCUGUGGAGGUUGUUACACGGGCAGGUCCUCACUAGGAGGGAGAGACGCAGGUUGCUGAGAACGUGUGCAGACCUYUUCCGGCUGCUCCCUUUCCUGGUGUUUGUCAUUGUGCCCUUCAUGGAAUUUCUCUUACCCGUAUUCUUGAAAAUCUUCCCGGAAAUGUUGCCCUCCACAUUUGAGACGGAGUCAAAAAAGGAAGAAAAGCAAAAAAAGAGAUUAAAUGCAAAGCUGGAGCUGGCAAAGUUCCUGCAGGAGACCAUUGCAGAGAUGGCCAAAAGGAACAAGGCAGAUACCGGAGAAGGAAAACAGUUCUCUUCCUACGUGCACCAGAUUCGUCACAGCGGUCAGCAGCCCAGCACCCAGGAGAUCGUGCGCUUCUCCAAGCUCUUUGAGGACGAGCUCACCCUGGAGCACCUGGAGCGGCCGCAGCUGGUGGCCCUCUGCAAACUGCUGGAGCUGCCGCCCAUCGGCACCAACAACCUGCUGCGCUUCCAGCUGCUGCUGAGACUCAGGACUAUCAAGACAGACGAUGAGAUGAUUGCCAAGGAAGGAGUCAGUGGGCUCAGCGUGUCCGAACUGCAGAGUGCGUGCAGAGCCCGGGGAAUGCGGUCGCUCGGUCUCACGGCAGAGCAGCUGAAGGAGCAGCUCAGGCAGUGGCUAGAUCUGCAUUUAAAAGAGAAUGUUCCACCUUCUCUGCUCCUGCUUUCCCGUGCCYUGUACUUGAUAGAUGUAAAGCCACCGUCUGUUCAGGUACCACAAAAUAAGGUGGAUGAAACUGCUGAAGAAGUCAUGCCGGCUCUUCCUGAGGAUCAAGAGACUCUAGUGGAUUCUGCCCCUGUUGUACAGGGAAGGAAGAAUGAAGAAUUUGUAUCUCGGUCGCCAGAGAAACUGCCAGUCUCAGAAGUGUCAGUUAAGCCACCGCCCCGAGAGACUAAAAUGGAAGCGUCCCAGAGCAGCAAGGCCAGCGCCAAUGGAGCUUAGCGUGAAGCCAACACGCAUUGUCCACCACGAAGAGGAAAGCUGGCAACUCCCAACCUCCUUCAGCUGGAAGAGCGGUUUUCCAGGAGCGCAAAGGUGUCCGUAGCCCCAAGGAGCCUCUUGGUCUAUCCCAAGCUUGUUAGCCACAAGGCCCUGCUGUUUAGAUGGAGCCAGCCCCUCGUUUGCACUUCAUCCCUACACUCACCAUUUUAACUUAUGUUGUAAAUAUGUAAAUGCUUAUGUUACUGUGCUGUUACUUACUAAAUGGAUGUAGGUCCUGUUAAACCUUAGGUAAGACAGCUUUUCAUUUCCAUAAAGGAGAAUUUUCMCCCUGGGCACAGGAUGAGCAGGGCAGGAGCUGCAGGAGAGGCCAUUGUGCUGCAGCCAGGGCUUGCAGCUUUCCCUGCUGCUGCUUUACACAUCUUGAUCCUGCUUUGCGUGGUUUAACCUGUAACCAGUGCACAAAAGGACCAUGUAAGAGAGGGGACAGGGCCACCUGGAGACAUGUUUGCCAAGUUUGAGAUAAAACUUGGUGGUUAAACCUUAUCACACUCAAAACUAUGCAGCAGCAAGUGCUCUUGGACUUGCUACUUUAUAAGUAAUACUUCACACGCUCCAGUGUUGCCUGUUUUCUUAGUAGACUGUACAUGAAAAGCUGUUUUUAGAAUUUGUUAACAUUUUUGGGCUUUGGGUUUUGUAAAUGUUCAAGAGCUACUCCCGUUGUGGACAUUAAACAGGRAUAUUUAUAUUUAACGUCAAAUUAAAGGUAGACUUGGUGCUAAGUAGAAGGCAACGUCUCUUUCMGAGGUCAGACAGCCUUGGGAACAAUCCAACCCCCCCCCCGAAAAGCCAGUCAGGUGAUAG
Nothoprocta perdicaria is the source of this 2306-nucleotide messenger RNA. RefSeq names its product leucine zipper and EF-hand containing transmembrane protein 2 (gene LETM2). The record is from RefSeq and is a predicted model, not a curated record. Gene Ontology annotation, cellular component: mitochondrial inner membrane. NCBI's taxonomy places the organism in Eukaryota, Metazoa, Chordata, Aves, Tinamiformes, Tinamidae. The coding region runs from base 45 to 1445 and encodes 466 amino acids. Gene Ontology annotation, molecular function: ribosome binding. Gene Ontology annotation, biological process: intracellular monoatomic cation homeostasis. The transcript has 10 exons.